Molecule: messenger RNA, 1854 nt
Organism: Uncinocarpus reesii 1704
Lineage: Eukaryota; Fungi; Ascomycota; Eurotiomycetes; Onygenales; Onygenaceae
Exons: 5
Coding region: 1-1854 (617 amino acids)
Biological process (GO): protein secretion
Cellular component (GO): endoplasmic reticulum membrane
Molecular function (GO): guanyl-nucleotide exchange factor activity; GTPase activator activity; protein binding
Source: RefSeq, a predicted model, not a curated record
AUGGCGCCGCCUGUUUCUUCCUCGAAGAUCACCCUCUCAUGCCCACUUUUCGCUGCCGACUUUGAUCCCCAAAACAAUGGCCUUCUUCUUGUUGCUGGAGGAGGCGGUGAAGGACGCAGUGGUGUCGGGAACAAAAUUUCCCUUUUAAACACCGCGCACCCUAAUAAAAUCACAGAACUCGUUGAGGUUGGACUAUCCAGAGAUGAAGAUUCUGUCAUGUCACUGGGCAUUGCUCAAUCAAGCCAUGAAUCCCUCGUGGCUUUCACAGGAAUCAAUAGCUCGCAAGCGGAGCAGAAGCAGAACAACAAUGAACAUUUACGGUCCUUCAAGCUGAACGUCCCACGUGUAAAACCAACGGCUGACAGCUCUAUUGUCGAUCAUGAUACUUUGUCCAAAUCGGAAAAAGCGCCCCAAACUACACCGUUAUCACGAGCGUCGUUGUUUAGAACCCGGGCUGUUAAGGACAAGAAAGAUCAAGAGGCUUACCAGAGGAUCUUGAGAUUGUCUCCUUGGAAAGGGAGCAAUUCACCUCGAAUCGCGGCAAUAGCAACUGGACUUGCACCGCAGGGCGAAAUCGUCGUAUUCAAUGCGAAUACUUCAACUCCACAAGAGUCCGACGUCAUUGGACGGGUGACGCUUGGGAACCAGGAAGAGGCCGAAGAUCUAGACAUCUUGGAUGUCGAUAAUGAGGGAAAUUUUAGGCUUGUGUAUUCCAAUGGUCCCUCGUUAUAUAUGUGUGAUGUGUCGGCAUCGAAAAAGGCAGAAAAUUUGCAGAUUGAAUGCAUAUAUACAGUUCCACCUGAAGGUGGAAGGAAGCCGAAAAUUCGCGCCGUACGGUUCCUCUCACCCACUUCGUUUGCUUUUUUGCAGAAUUCGGCCAAUCGGUCAGGAUGUGAAGUGGCAGUUCUCACCCUAAAGGGAUCUCGGGGUUCCGUUACUAGGAGACGGCGUCUUCACUCAUCCAUGAAGAUUGGUGUUGGAUUGGAUGUCUGUCGUCUCCCACAGUCAUCCAAGGAUUUACAUCCUUUCUCGAUGACCAGGAUCGCAUUCUCCAAUUUCAUCCCACCUUCUCACCCGGUUACAGCAGACGUUAAACCUCAGUAUAUCAAACUCGCCUCUGUCAGUGUUGGCAACACUGUCGUCGAACAUACUCUACCUCUCUCGCCAUACCCAACGGGUUCAAAACGCCCCCGCUACGUCCUCGUCACGCCAGGUCCAUCGGAGAUACUCCAAAAUCUAUUCAGCAUCAUCAUGGCUGUGAUUGUGGUUGGAUUGGGGGCUUUCUGCCUCCAGGCCUUCACCGAAAUCCGCGGCGGGGUUCCUCCUACCCUUGGCGCGAAAGAAUGGCUACAUCCUCGUCUGCGCGAUCUGAUCGCAAGGCCGUACAUGUUUGAAGACGGACGCCCUGGGCAGCAGCGUAUAUAUUCCCUACGAACCUCUACGGCGUCGACUGUAACUCAGGCCACUGAGACUCCCGUAAUUCAAACACCCACUCCACCACUUCGAGAUUUCCUUUCUUCAAAAGACGAUUCCCAGACCUUGUUCAUUCAGGAUCAUGGCGAUCAUGUCAGAGUUCAUGAACACAAGGGCGACGGACAAAACCAGGAGGGUAGGAAAUGGGAGGAUCUACCGCAUGAAGAGCGGGAAGCAUGGAAAACCAAACUGGCUGACUAUGGACACUGGGCUGCUGAAGAGGGAGAGGCCAUCCUGAGAGAUGCAGUCAAUGCUACAUCUAAAACUCCAGAAAAGAAUCCAAGAGCGUGCAAAGAAGAAAGGAUUGUUAGCGCCGGCGAGAAUGGCAAAUUAACAGGGCAAGUUAACAAUGGAAACCUGAAAACCGUGAGUGGAAUAUAG